GAGACCUGCUCCGAUCACUGAACAUCACUCUUUCAGAACAGUCUCUUGUUGUUGCCGGUGACCAAUCAGCACAGAGGAACUGUCUUUGCCCUCUGCUUUGUCUCUGGAUGGGACAUACAACCAUGGAGCCAACCUAAGUGGCCCAGUUUUGAGAGGUUCGAGGUCACUUUCUGACAGAGGGUGCUGAACCAGCCGGACCCUGUAGCAAUGGCUCAAUUUCAAGAAAGAAAGGUGGCCACUCUGCCGUCCCGUUCCUGCCAGAGUGUCCCCGGGACUGGCCGACUGCAGAGACGCAUGUGUUUGGAUGACUUCACCUUUGACAGCUUUGAGCUGCUUUACAGUGGAGCUGUCGAAAAGAUCAAAAGCCACAAAAGUAACCUCAACCUCAAGGAGGAGCUGAGGAAGCUGCGGGAAGAGACCAAUGUGGACUCUCUGCGGCAGGAGCUGGACAGAGAGCGGAGCAAGAGGAUAGACCUGGAGCAGAAGAUGAACGAGGUGCUGAAGACCAGGCUGGAAGACUCUCCACCACAGCCUCCCCGGAAACAGCAGUCGCCCUCCAACAAUGGAACAGGUACGACCCUGGGGGAGGUGGAGAGGGAGUGUGUGUGACAGAGAGAGGGAGUG
Messenger RNA from Notothenia coriiceps (black rockcod), 624 nucleotides. RefSeq names its product GRAM domain-containing protein 4-like. The coding region runs from base 208 to 609 and encodes 133 amino acids. The record is from RefSeq and is a predicted model, not a curated record. Lineage: Eukaryota; Metazoa; Chordata; Actinopteri; Perciformes; Nototheniidae. The transcript has 3 exons.